AAAAAAUACAAAGAAAAAAAAAAGAAAAAAAAAAAGAGAAAAAGAAAAGAAAUUCAAUCUUUGUACAUUUUUUUGUUUACAUCUAUAUUUUUUUUAUUUUUUAUAAUUUUCAUUUAUAAAUUAUAGUAAUAUGUUUCCACCUUAUCCUCAAUUCUCAAAUCGCAUCUAUAUCAAUCCAAAGUUUAGUAACACUGGUGCAAAUCCUCAACAAAUGAUGCAACAACAACAACAACAACGUCAGUUUAUGGAAAUGGAAGCACAACGUAUGAUCAUGUUACAACAACAAAUGCAAAUGCAACAUCAACAGGAAAAGCAGCGUAUGGCUGAAUUAGACCAAAAGAGACGUGAAACAGCUGAAAAUAUUAGAAAGAGAAAAGAAGCUAAAGAACAGCUUAAUGGAGAAAAGUCGAAAAGUCAAUUAGGUGAAAAGCGAGAUAGAAAUGAAACUGAUGUAGAGGUGAAUGAUAGACAAUCUAAAAGACAGGAAACAAUGACAUCUUCUAAUGAAGGUGGAAUAUCAAUUAAAGGAGCAGCAUCACGUGUUCAUCAUCAUUCGUCUUUACCACCAAGGAAUAUUCCUUAUACUCCUCCUCAUUAUUCACAAAGAAGGGACGAGUAUAUAUCAAAGAAUAAAGAACAACAUCCUUAUCAUUCACCGCCAAAUAGAAAUGAUAUCAGAAACAGACUUAACUUAUCUUCAGAAAAUAUUACAAGUCGUUUAAAUAAAUCUACCAAUUCAAGUAAUAAGAAUUCACCUGUAUCUAUUGUAGCAACGCCUGUUGUUCCUAUAUCAACCAAUGGCAAAUCAAAUGUGGUUAUUAUUCAGGGACUAAGUUCUAAUACAAAAGAAGAAGAGAUAAAGAAGUUGACUAACAGUAUUCCUGGAGGAGCUAAUGAAAUUAAAUUGGAUGUUAACCUAAAGACAGCCACUGUUAUAUUUCCAACUGUUGAAUCCGCUGUUACGUUUAGAAGAAAAUAUAACAGAAUUCAAAUGGGUGAUUCACAUAUUAAUAUUACAUUUCAAAAAAUAAAAUAAUGUGAAUUUUUUUUUUUUUUUAUCAGUAUAAAAAUAGCUUUUGUGUGUAGUAAUAAUAAAAAUGUGGAGUUUAGAUCAAAAAUUAAAAUAAAAC
Messenger RNA from Cokeromyces recurvatus, 1130 nucleotides. RefSeq lists its product as uncharacterized. The coding region runs from base 131 to 1036 and encodes 301 amino acids. NCBI's taxonomy places the organism in Eukaryota, Fungi, Mucoromycota, Mucoromycetes, Mucorales, Mucoraceae. The record is from RefSeq and is a predicted model, not a curated record. Gene Ontology annotation, molecular function: nucleic acid binding. The transcript has 3 exons.